Molecule: messenger RNA, 1155 nt
Organism: Penicillium vulpinum
Lineage: Eukaryota; Fungi; Ascomycota; Eurotiomycetes; Eurotiales; Aspergillaceae
Product: folylpolyglutamate synthase
Exons: 3
Coding region: 1-1155 (384 amino acids)
Biological process (GO): tetrahydrofolylpolyglutamate biosynthetic process
Cellular component (GO): cytosol; cytoplasm; mitochondrion
Molecular function (GO): tetrahydrofolylpolyglutamate synthase activity; ATP binding
Source: RefSeq, a predicted model, not a curated record
AUGUACACCUCUCCUGAUUUGCAGUGUAUUCGGGAGAGAAUACAACUCGAUAAUCAACCAAUAACGGAAAAUCUCUUCACGCGAUACUUUUUUGAGGUUUGGGAGACUAUUAUGUCUCGAGAUCUGGAACAAUCUACAGAGCCUAUCAGACAACCACGCUACCUGCAAUUACUGGCCUUGCUAGCUUUUCACACUUUUAUCAGGGAAGGUGUCGACGCUGCAAUAUUUGAGACACACCAUGGCGGAGAAUACGACGCUACAAAUGUGAUCAGGAAGCCUGUCGUAACAGGGAUCACCUCUCUUGGAAUGGACCAUAUUGCACAGCUAGGCCCAAUGAUCGAGGAUAUUGCAUGGCAUAAAGCGGGUAUCUUCAAACCCGAAGUACCUGCUUUCUCCGUACAACAAGAACCCGGCGCUUCCGAAGUUCUACGCGACCGUGCCACUGAAAAGAAGACCGACCUAUCAUUUGUUAUGUCUUGCGAUGAUCUUCCUACUAAUAGCAGAGUGUUAAGUGUUCCAGUGCAGCGGAUAAACUGCUCUUUAGCGUUUCAGCUAGCUACAACUUUCCUCCGCCUCAAGAGUUCCUAUGAUAUCAAUGCUGAGGAUAUACAGAAAGGUAUCGACAAUUUUUCGUGGAAUGGAAGAUUUGAGAUAAUAGAAAAGGAGGACGCACAGUGGUUCUUAGACGGGGCGCACAAUAUAUUGAGUCUAAAACAAGUAGCUGAAUGGUUUUCAAGGAAUGUUGAUACUGCGAAUACGGAAAAUGGACGAUCUGGAUAUCGUGUUCUGAUCUUCAGCCAUUUUUCAGAGGAGCGCGAUGGGGUGGCUCUUGUGCGAUACCUAGCACGUGCUUUCUCAGAUUGUAAUUUGAGAUUUGAUCAUGUUAUCUUCACUACAUAUCAGGAAAGAGAAGACGGAACUACCAGAAUUGACAAAACACUCAAAUCGCCGGAGACACCCUUCCCAGAUCUCUGCACUCAAUACUCAAUACUCUGGAAAGAUCUCCAUCCUUACGCUACAAUCUCAAUCGAGCCAACUAUCGAAGGGGCUAUAAAGGCAGCGAAACAGCUGAGUGUCGAUCAAGGCGGUAUGCAAACGUUGGUUACGGGAAGCUUGCACAUGGUUGGGGGAGCCCUUAAACUUUUACGGCCUUAA